Oryzias latipes (Japanese medaka) is the source of this 1144-nucleotide messenger RNA. RefSeq names its product THO complex 3 (gene thoc3). Gene Ontology annotation, molecular function: protein binding. NCBI's taxonomy places the organism in Eukaryota, Metazoa, Chordata, Actinopteri, Beloniformes, Adrianichthyidae. Gene Ontology annotation, biological process: mRNA export from nucleus. The record is from RefSeq and is a predicted model, not a curated record. Gene Ontology annotation, cellular component: THO complex part of transcription export complex.
CCUCUAAAAACCAUACGUCACACAGUGGGACCAAGAUGGCGUCGCAGUACUAUCAGGAGAUGCAGGAGAGCUUCAGAAAUAACAGCAAAAGUCGGGAGUUUCCGGCUCAUUCGGCGAAAGUUCACUCGGUGGCGUGGAGCUGCGACGGCCGGAGGCUGGCGUCCGGGUCUUUCGACAAAACCGCGAGCGUUUUCGUCCUGGAAAAGGACCGCUUGGUCAAGGACAACAACUACAGGGGUCACGGCGACAGCGUGGAUCAGCUGUGCUGGCAUCCCAACAACCCGGACCUGUUUGUUACGGCGUCCGGAGACAAAACCAUCCGCAUCUGGGACGUCCGCACCACCAAGUGCAUCGCCACCGUAAACACAAAGGGUGAAAACAUCAACAUCUGCUGGAGUCCAGACGGCCAGACCAUCGCCGUCGGGAACAAGGACGACGUGGUGACCUUCAUCGACGCAAAGACGCACCGCUCCAGGGCGGAGGAGCAGUUCAAGUUCGAGGUGAACGAGAUCUCCUGGAACAACGACAACGACAUGUUCUUCCUGACCAACGGCAACGGCUGCAUCAACAUCCUGAGUUACCCGGAGCUGAAGCCCAUCCAGUCCAUCAACGCUCACCCGUCCAACUGCAUCUGCAUCAAGUUCGACCCCACGGGGAAGUACUUCGCCACGGGAAGCGCCGACGCGCUGGUCAGCCUGUGGGACGUGGAGGAGCUGGUGUGCGUGCGCUGCUUCUCCAGGCUGGACUGGCCGGUGAGGACGCUGAGCUUCAGCCACGACGGCAAGAUGUUGGCUUCAGCGUCGGAGGAUCACUUCAUCGACAUCGCGGAGGUGGAAACGGGGGAGAAGCUGUGGGAGGUGCAGUGUGACUCCCCCACCUUCACCGUCGCCUGGCACCCAAAGAGACCCCUGCUGGCCUACGCCUGCGACGACAAGGAGGGCAAGUACGACAACAACCGCGAGGCGGGGACGGUCAAGCUCUUUGGCCUUCCCAACGACUCCUAAGGGGGGCUGCGGGCGCUCUGCAGUAACGUCCCGUCUCCAGCAGAGGGAGCUCCUCACUCACCCCCUUUUAUUUUGUACUGUACAGCUGUAAAAUACUUUUUUAUAAUAAAAUCAUUUUUAACCUGCAGAAAAACUUAAAA